Molecule: messenger RNA, 2343 nt
Organism: Aspergillus campestris IBT 28561
Lineage: Eukaryota; Fungi; Ascomycota; Eurotiomycetes; Eurotiales; Aspergillaceae
Gene: abp2
Product: putative ARS binding protein Abp2
Exons: 2
Coding region: 1-2322 (773 amino acids)
Molecular function (GO): DNA replication origin binding
Source: RefSeq, a predicted model, not a curated record
AUGGAAGGAUCCUUUCCCGCGGUGAUGACCCAACCGGAUCGCAACGAACUAGGAGGCACGCCGGUGGUCGUUCAGCAAUAUGCAAGAUAUCCUCCGGCGCUCGAGCCCGGCCUACAGAGCGCUUCGUCGCUGGGCAGUGCUCACAGUCGCGUCGCCGCCUCCAGGUCCCCUCCACUCCAUCGAAAACCCACUCCUCGCAGUCUGCAAGCUUCGCCCACGGUUCCGCGAUCAAUCAUUGCCGCGCCGCCAGCGACUCGUCCGGGGCCGUCCAUGUCACCUCCGGUCUUCGAUUCGGCCCGUCCGAGGCCCAUGAGGGACUCGAUGGAUCACGCAGAACCUCGGUCUCUGCCAGCGCGCGAUAUCACAGACGAAACCAUCGAUGAUGCAUACGUCGCGUUUGUCUUCUACUGCAAUCCGAAUGUCCCCACAUCGGUGGAUACGACAGAACUCCGGAAGACAUUCCGCUGCCCGCCCCGCAGCGACGGCAAGAGCUUUAGCAUCUUUGCUCUCUGGGAGCUGAUCAAAAGACUCGAUAGUAAGGAACUGAAGACGUGGAUUGCGCUAGCGAUCGAGCUGGGGGUCGAGCCCCCGGACAUGGAGAAGAAGCAAAGCACGCAAAAGGUUCAGCAGUACGCGGUUCGGCUCAAGAGGUGGAUGCGCGCGAUGCAUGUCGAUGCGUUCUUCGAAUAUUGCCUAGGUCACCCACACCCGUACUACACACAGCUUCCGGCAAACAAUGCGAUGGUGAGCGACAGUCGUGACGGGGUCCCGUUGGAGGAAGAUCUUGCGCUGCGGGCGUUAGUGCCCCAGUGGAAACCAAAACGCGGCCGAAAACGAGCGGAAGAGCGGGAGAUCAGUGGGGAGCGGAUCGUCAAACGACCACAGCUGGAUACCUCCGCAGGGGUCUUGCAGACCUCGUUCCCGGCCCACUCCGCUUCAUUCCCCCAGAGUGCGAUUCCGUUUAGCGCUUUCCCCGAUGAAAUGGAAUCACACGACCCGUGGAUGACCGCUGCAUCCUCAUUUCCCGCCGACGGACCGUCAGAUACGCCGGCCACUCAGCCGGGCCAGGAGCUGCGAUGGAGGCCCUUGGAGCGAGAUCCGUCUCCUGCGGGCUAUCCGCAGUCAGCGAUCCUGCCUCGUGGUCACCACCCCGACAUUUUUAUUCAUUCGGCGGAACCGCGAUCUGCUGUUACACCGUCAACUGGCGAGAAGACUCGGUCCAAGCGGCGCCAUGGCCCUGCCGUGUCUUCUGCUUGGCCAACGACCGUCGGGUCAUCCACGGGGAAGACUCGAGGCCGGCCCCCUAAUCGGGGAACGUCCUCGGGGCCUUUCUCUUCGUUUCCCGUCAACCCGAUCAUUCGCUCUGAACCGUCUCAUCUGCACGGAUCGAAAGUGCACCCCGCUCCGGCGAUCGUCCUUGAACAGGACCACCCCAAUCGCUUCUCGAAUGCCCAAUACCAACAAUCACCCACACCACUCCCCGGAGGCGGGCGACCAAGCAAACUGCAGCUGCAAGUGCCUCAACAUUCAGGGGCUCCGGUACGCCUAGCAACGCCGCCGACUCUCAUGGUAAAUGGAGUCAACAAGGCACCCACCGGCUUCAAAGUCGAGGGCCAACCACGGAACGGUCCAUCGGUUCUGAACGAUGCACCCGCCCCCAACACGCAUAUCGCGUCGAAUCCCCCCCGAAACAGCAGCCAGUCCACUGCAGAUAUCACAUCUGACGAUGUCGUACGCGUGCUAUCAGGCGAACUGCUCCGCGGGCGACUCAUCGGUCGAACCACCCCGCUCAGCGUGGAGGAGUCGCAAGGCUUGGCUGCAUUGGUAGUGGCUAAUAUGACUUCGUCGUAUUCACAACUCCAGUCGGGCUUGCCUGUCCUCAUGUCCGCUCUCCACCUCGGACUAGGACCACACUUCGGGUACCCCGGCGUCACAGAAAGCACAAUGCUAGUCCGGGUCGACGCUUCACCUGCUUUUCAUAGCACCACCCCGCCAACACCUCCCAUAUAUACCAUUUCUCACGAAUACAAACAUGGAUACCGCUUCUCGACCAAGGUCACCUACGGCGGUCUUAGCCUUGGGAAUAGUGGCGUAGACAAGCCUGCGCCGAUUUCCAAAACGUCCGACGAACUAGAAAGUACCAUGGCCGACUUAGAUGGGAUAGCAGACGCGGAAUUUGAGAUCGACGGAGACGACCCCACCACGUCGGAGGCAACAUGGAAGCAACGGUACAUGAAGCUCCGAGCUCAAAUGCAGAAAAAAGAGCGAUCUCUAUCUAAUUAUAAACGCAAAAUCCUCGAGUCCGUCAUGGCGGACGUCUAGGGGAGUCUUUCAUGUUUGUUC